Messenger RNA from Cynocephalus volans (Philippine flying lemur), 7896 nucleotides. RefSeq names its product collagen type VI alpha 5 chain (gene COL6A5). Gene Ontology annotation, molecular function: extracellular matrix structural constituent conferring tensile strength. The transcript has 40 exons. NCBI's taxonomy places the organism in Eukaryota, Metazoa, Chordata, Mammalia, Dermoptera, Cynocephalidae. The record is from RefSeq and is a predicted model, not a curated record. Bases 1 to 7842 code for a protein of 2613 amino acids.
AUGAAGUUCCUGAUAAUUAUAUUUGCUGUAAUCCUUUGGACUGAAACACUGGCAGAUCAGAGUCCAGAGCCAGGCCCUGAGUAUGCAGAUGUCGUGUUUCUGGUGGACAGCUCUGAUCACCUGGGAAUUAAGUCCUUUCCUCUUGUAAAAAUGUUCAUCAACAAAGUGAUUAACAGUCUCCCCAUAGAGGCCAGCAAGUACCGCGUGGCCCUGGCCCAGUACAGUGACAAGCUCCACGAUGAAUUCCACCUGAACACGUUCAAGAACAGGAGCCUCAUAUUGAACCACCUCAAGAAGAAUUUCAGGUUCAUUGGCGGGUCCCUGCGGAUAGGAAACGCUCUGCAGGAGGCUCACAGGACCUAUUUCUCUGCACCUGCAGAUGGAAGAGACAAGAAAGAGUUUCCCCCAAUUUUGGUGGUCCUGGCUUCGGCCGAGUCUGAGGAUGAGGUGGAAGAGGCUGCAAAGGCCCUGCAGAAAGAUGGGGUAAAAGUCAUCUCUGUGGGGAUGGAGAAAGCUUCUGAGGAAAACCUGAAGGCCAUGGCCACGGCUCAGUUUCAUUUCAACCUUCGGACGGUCAGAGACCUCAGCACGUUUUCCCAAAACAUGACGCAGAUCAUCAAGGAGGCAGCAAAGCAUGAGGCAGGAGCGGCCAGUGCUAAUAUGAGAGUUCCCUUCUCCAUAUCCUGUCAGAAAGAUUCACUUGCUGAUCUUGUGUUCCUGGUGGAUGAGUCACUUGGGACCACAGAAAAUUUAAGGGCUCUUCAGAGCUUCCUGGAGAACAUUACCAGGUCAAUGGAUGUGAAGGACGACUGCAUGCGGCUGGGACUGAUGAGUUACAGCAACAGCACUGAGACUAUUUCUUUUCUGAAAUCAAACACAACUCAAUCUGAAUUUCAGCAGCAAAUCCAGAAGCUUUCUCUGCGGGCUGGAAAAUCCAAUGUCGGGGCUGCCAUUGAGCAGAUGAGAAAAGAAGCCUUCUCAGUGUCAAGUGGCAGCCGAAGGGCACAGGGGGUGCCUCAGAUCGCAGUCCUGGUCACCCACAGACCAUUGGAUGGUGACGCACGUGAUGCCGCACUUAAACUGCGGCUGGAGGACAUAACUGUGUUCACCAUGGGCAUUGAAGGGGCUAACAGUACCCAGUUAGAAGAAAUAGCAUCUUACCCUCCAAGACAGACAGUUUCUAUGCUGAGGUCCUAUGAAAACUUGGAAACUUUCAGUAGGAACUUCCUGAAAAAGAUCCAGAAUGAAAUAUGGUCUCAAAUUUCUACUCAUGCUGAACAAAUGGAACUUGAUAAAACUGGCUGUGUGGAUACGAAGGAGGCCGAUAUCUAUUUCCUCAUUGAUGGCUCAACUAGCAUCCAGGCAAAACAGUUUGAGCAAAUCAAGGCAUUUAUGUCAGCGGUGAUAGAAAUGUUUAGCAUUGGCCCAGACAAAGUCCGAGUUGGAGUUGUGCAGUAUUCAGAUAAGAAGGAAGUGGAAUUUGAUAUCGCUGUCUAUUCUAAUGACAUUGACUUAAGACAGGCUGUUUUUAACAUCAGGCAACUACAAGGUGGUACUUACACUGGGGAAGCCCUGGAUUUCAUACUUCCAAUAAUAAAGAAGGGAAGGAAGGAUAGGACAAGCGAGGUUCCCUGUCACCUCAUUGUACUGACUGAUGGGAUGUCUACAGAUAGAGUCCUGGAACCUGCUGAGAGACUAAGGGCUGAACAAAUCACCAUCCAUGCAAUCGGCAUUGGAGCGGCUAAUAAAAUGCAACUGCAACAAAUUGCUGGGAAAGAAGAAAGGGUUAGCUUUGGGCAUGAAUUUGAUGCUUUAAAAAGCAUCAAAAAUGAAAUUGUUCGCAGCAUCUGCACUGAAAAAGGAUGUGAAGAUAUGAAGACUGACAUCAUGUUUCUGGUGGACGGUUCUUCCAGCAUAGGACAUGAAAAUUUUGGGAAAAUGAAAACCUUCAUGAAAAACCUGCUAUCUAAAGUGCAAAUUGGUGCAGACAAAACCCAAAUUGGUGUCGUUCAGUUCAGUGAUCAUAAUAAGGAAGAGUUCCAGCUUAAUAAAUACCAUACGCAGAAAGAAAUUUCCAAUGCAAUAGAUAGAAUGUCUCUCAUCACUGGAAAUACUUUAACUGGAAGUGCACUAACCUUUGUAGAUCAAUACUUCACCCACCCCAAAGGGGCCCGCCUUGAGGUCAGAAAGUUUCUCAUCCUCAUCACAGAUGGAGAAGCACAGGAUGAUGUGAGAGAUCCUGCCAGGGCUCUUCGGGAUGAAGGCGUGAUCAUCUUCUCUGUUGGGGUGUACGGCGCCAACAGGACUCAGCUAGAGGAGAUUAGUGGGGAUGGCAGCCUAGUUUCCCAUGUUGAGAACUUUGAUGAUCUAAAGGCAAUAGAAAAUAAACUCGCCUUUCACGUGUGUGCACUCCAUGAUUGCAAAAGGAUUAAACUGCUAGACGUUGUGUUUGUGCUGGAUCACUCAGGCAGCAUAAAUUCACAACAGCAAGAAAGCAUGAUUAACCUAACCGUGCAUUUGGUGAAGAAAGCAGAUGUUGGCAGGGACCGAGUUCAGUUUGGAGCUCUCAAAUACUCUGAGCAUCCUGAGAUUCUUUUCUACCUUAAUACAUACCAAAACAGAUCAGGAAUCAUCGAGAACCUGAGGAGGCGCAGGGACACCGGAGGGAGUACCUUCACAGCCAGGGCUCUCGAGCAGGCAAAGACCUUGUUCAGAGAAGAACACGGCAGCCGCAUCAAACAAAACGUGAAGCAGAUGCUCAUUGUCAUCACUGAUGGGGAAUCCCACGACCACGAUCUGCUCAAUGACACAGCAUUGGCAUUAAGGGACAAAGGCAUCACCAUCUUUGCAGUGGGUGUAGGAAAGGCCAAACAAGAUGAACUUGAGGCUAUGGCAGGGGACAAAAAAAAUACUAUCCAUGUAGAGAAUUUCGACAAACUGAAAGAUACUUACCUGCCUCUACAAGAAAAUACGUGUUCCAAUGCACAAGAGGUCUGUGACCUUCAAGAAGCCGACGUGAUUUUCCUUUGUGAUGGCUCUGACAUGGUAUCUGAUUCAGAGUUUGUUACCAUGACAACUUUCUUGUCAGAUUUAAUUGAUAAUUUUGACAUUCAGCCGCAAAGAAUGAAAAUUGGGAUGGCUCAGUUUGGUAGCCGCUACCAGGAAAUUAUUGAGUUGGAAAGCUCUUUGAAUAAAACCCAGUGGAAGACUCAAAUUCAAGCUGUCGCCAGGAGCAAGGGGGUUCCGCGAAUUGAUUUUGCCCUUAAACACGUGAGAGAUAUGUUUGAUCCAUCUGCUGGUGGGAGAAGAAAUGCUGGUGUCCCUCAGACUUUGGUUGUUAUCACCUUUGGGGAUCCCCGCUAUAACGUGGCAGAUGCAGUAAAAACCCUGAAAAAACUUGGAAUUUGUGUCCUGGUUUUGGGCAUAGGAGAUGUUCAUAAAGAACAGCUUCUGCCAAUAACAGGCAAUUCUGAAAAAAUAAUCACUUUUCAAGACUUUAAUAAAUUAAAGAACAUGGAUGUGAAAAAAAGAAUGGUCCGUGAAGUCUGCCAGAGCUGUGGGAAAGCCAAUUGCUUUGUGGACAUAGUGGUCGGGUUCGAUAUUUCCACUCACCUUCAGGGGCAGCCUUUGUUCCAGGGCCACCCCCGACUGGAGUCGUACCUCCCAGGCAUCUUAGAGGACAUCACCUCCAUCAGGGGGGUGAGCUGUGGGGCAGGUGCAGAGACGCAGGUGAGCUUGGCCUUCAAGGUGAACAAUGCCCAAGCAUUCCCUGCCAAGUUCCAAAUCUACCAGAAAGCAGUAUUUGACAGCUUGCUGCAAGUCACUGUCAGUGGGCCAACUCAUCUGAAUGCACAGUUCUUGCAGUCACUGUGGGACACAUUCAAGGAUAAAUCUGCAUCCCGGGGACAGGUGCUGCUUGUAUUUUCAGACGGUCUCCAGGGUGAAAGCAUCCCAAUGCUUGAAGAUCAAUCGGACAGGCUCAGAGAAGCAGGACUUGAUGCUCUACUGGUGGUGUCCCUAAACCCAAUUGCUCAUGAUGAGUUUUCCAGCUUUGAAUUUGGAAAAGGAUUUGAUCACAGGACUCACCUGACCAUUGGAAUGAGAGAUCUAGGCAAAAUGCUAUCACAGUACCUGGGAAACAUUGCAGAGAGGACCUGCUGCUGUACAUUUUGCAAGUGUCCAGGGGAUCCAGGACUUCAUGGGACCCAAGGACUACAAGGCUUGAAGGGUUCUUCAGGCCUGAAAGGCAGCAGAGGACACAACGGAGAGGAGGGAGACCCUGGAAGACGAGGAGAAACUGGACCCCCAGGAGAUAAAGGGAUUGUAGGAUGUCCAGGGGAGCGGGGUCAAAAGGGAGUCCAAGGAUUGCCCGGACAGAAGGGAGAACAUGGAGAUGAUGGGAUUGAUGGACUUGACGGGGUAGAGGGCUUUCAUGGAUUUCCUGGGAAAAAAGGAGAAAAAGGUUAUCCAGGAUCUCAGGGCAGCCCAGGUUCCAGAGGCCCACCUGGGGAAUAUGGAGAGAAGGGCUUCCCAGGAGAUCCUGGUAAUCCAGGACAAAACAGUAACAUCAAAGGACAAAAAGGCUCCAAAGGAGAACAAGGAAGACAAGGUAGAACUGGACAGAAAGGGACGCAAGGCAGUCCUAGUUCCACAGGACACAGAGGAAAAGAAGGCCAACGGGGGCUCCAAGGUGCCUCGGGGGAACCAGGAAAUCCCGGACUUCAAGGUGCACAGGGAGCUGAAGGAUUAAAAGGUCCACAGGGGUUAAAUGGAAAUCCUGGUGAGAAAGGAGAAAAAGGAAGCCAGGGACAUAAAGGACCUCAGGGUUCUCCUGGGCUAGAGGGAGCUAAAGGGAGCAUUGGAAGACCUGGACUUUUGGGGAAAAAAGGAGAACCUGGAAUUCUUGGAGAUCCAGGUCCUGUGGGGCAAGCUGGACAGCGAGGAAAACAGGGCGAUGAUGGCAUCCCAGGCUAUGGUCUUAUGGGACAAAAGGGAGUAAAGGGCCCAAGGGGAUUCCCUGGAGACAUGGGGCAGAAGGGUGAUGUUGGCAAUCCUGGAGUUCCUGGGGGGCCUGGACCCAAAGGGUUUAGGGGACUAACACUCACCAUAGGCACGAAAGGUGAACAGGGAUCUCAAGGACUCCAAGGCCCUCCCGGACGGAGAGGCACUAAAGGCACACCAGGGCAGCCUGUAUAUUCUCAAUGUGAUCUGAUCCAGUUCGUGCGGGGCCAUAGCUCUUGCUGGAAAGAAAAGUGUCCAGUGUAUCCAACAGAGCUGGUAUUUGCCUUGGACCAGUCCUCUGGUACCACAGAACAGAGAUUUAACGAAACAAGGGACAUCAUCACUUCCAUUGUCAAUGACCUUAAUAUCAGGGAAAAUAAUUGUCCCGUGGGAGCAAGAGUUGCUGUCGUUUCCUAUGAUUCAGGCACCAGCUAUCGCAUCCGUUGGUCCGACUACCAUAACAAGAAGCAACUCCUCCAGCUUCUUUCCCAAGUAAAUUAUCAAAUUCCCACAGAGGCUCAAGACAUUGGUAAUGCGAUGAGGUUUGUGGCCCGCAAUGUUUUCAAGCGGACAUAUGCAGGAGCCAAUGUGAGGAGAGUUGCGGUGUUUUUCAGCAAUGGGCGAGCGGACAGUAGGUCAUCCAUCCUCACGGCCACCAUGGAGUUUAAUGCCCUAGAUAUCAGUCCGGCAGUCUUUGCUUUUAAUGAAAGAGUUUUCCUUGAUGAAGCUUUUGGGUUUGACAACACUGGAGCAUUUCAGGUGAUUCCUGUUCUUCCAGAUGGGGAAGGUGAACCGUUAGAAAGGCUUCAGCGCUGUACACUUUGCUAUGAUAAAUGUUUUCCAAAUGCUUGUGCUGAAGAGGUUUUCUUACCUGAGAAUUCAAACAUGGAUGUAGCCUUCCUCUUAGACAAUUCUCGGAAUAUAGCAAAUGAUGAGUUUAAGGCCAUGAAAACCUUGGUGAGCUCAGUGAUUGAUAUCUUCAACAUUGCUUCAAACCCUUUAGUCUCCGAUUCUGGUGAUAGGAUUGCCUUGUUGAGCUAUUCUCCUUGGGGUAGCUCCAGGAGAAAGACUGGUACAGUGAAAACAGAGUUUGAGUUUACAACCUAUGACAACCAAGUCCUCAUGAAGGACCACAUCCAGACUUCCCUUCAACAGCUAGAUGGAGAAGCCACCAUUGGUCGUGCCCUACUGUGGACCAUGGAAAAUAUCUUCUCAGGCACACCCAACCUAAGAAAACACAAGGUCAUCUUUGUAAUCUCAGCUGGAGAAAAUCAUGAGAGAAAGGAAUUUGUGAAGAAUGUGGCUUUGAGGGCCAAGUGUCAAGGCUAUGUCAUAUUUGUGAUUUCUCUGGGCUCUACACAGAAGAAUGACAUGGAAGAGUUAGCCAGCCACCCACUUGAUCACCAUCUGAUACAGCUUGGGAAAAUGCAUAAACCAGAUCUGGAUUAUAUUGUGAAGUUCUUAAAGCCAUUCAUAUACUCAGUCAGACGAGGAUUCAAUCAGUACCCACCACCGAUGCUGGAGAAAGCAUGUAGACUCAUUAAUUUAGAAGAAGAUAAUCAAAAUGGCUAUCUCCAAUUUGCUGCUGACCUACAUGAGGUUUCUCCAGGUGACGACAGCUUCAACAGCCAGAAAUCAAGAGCUGAGAGACACUCAUCUCUUGUGUUGGAAGGCAAUGAAGGUGACCGUUUUCUUCACAUUCCAAGCCAAAUAUUUGAGCCACAGAAAUUAGUGGCUAAUUAUGAAAAAAAUCAAGAGUCUGCGAAAGUUGCACAUCUCAUUUCUGGACAUGAAAAUCAGGACAAAAAAGAAGAGCCAGAUCUUACUUAUGAACCAGGAGAUGCCUCUCUUCAAGAAUAUUACAUGGAUGUGGCUUUCCUCAUAGACUCUUCCCAAAGAGUAGGAAGUGAUGAAUUUAAGGAAAUGAAAGCUUUUAUAAUCUCAGUGCUUGAUUACUUUCACAUUGCCCCAGACCCUCUGACCUCCACCUUAGGAGACAGAGUGGCUGUCCUGAGCUAUUCUCCCCCGAGCUAUAUGCCCAACACUGAAGAAUGCCCCGUCUACCUGGAAUUUGAUUUGGUUACUUAUAAUAGUAUAUACCAAAUGAAACACCAUAUCCAAGAUUCUCUUCAACAGCUCAAUGGAGAUGUUUUUACUGGCCAUGCCCUGCAGUGGACAAUUGACAAUGUCUUCGUAGGAACCCCCAACCCGAGGAAAAACAAAGUUAUGUUUGUAAUAUCUUCCGGCGAAACCAACCCUUUAGACAAGGAAGUCUUAAAGAACGUAUCUCUGAGAGGAAAGUGUCAAGGCUACUCCAUAUUUGUGUUUUCCUUUGGUCCUAUAUAUAAUGCCGUGGAGUUAGAAGAAUUAGCCAGCCACCCCCUGGAUCAUCACUUAGUCCAGCUUGGCCGAACCCACAAGCCAGAUUGGGACUAUGUCAUCAAGUUUGUCAAGCCAUUUGUUCAUUCAAUCAGACGUGCCAUCAACAAAUAUCCCACCAAAGAUCUGAGAGCCAAAUGUGUUAACAUCACCUCUCCAAACCCAGAGAAUGUUGACAUAGAAAACACUGUAUUGCUGAUUCCUGAGGUGUAUGAAAUAGAGACAGAAAACAGUGAGUUGUUUGGUGACUUUGGUUCCCAGAAGCAGCAUUUCUUUGUAUUAGGGAGCAAUCAUAGUACUGGUCCUGAGACCACUAUUGAUUUGAUUCAGAAGUUAUACAGGCUCUUUUCAACUGGGGAAUUGAUGAUGAAAGACAAGGAAGAGGCACAUUCAGAAGAAACUACAGCUCCAGUGAAUGAUAAACAACUAGAAGAAAGAGAUGAUGAGGACGACACAAGAUGAUCAUGGCAGAAAAGAAAACGGCUCCAUUGGCAUGUAUAAUUUCGUGUGUUUCUA